Molecule: messenger RNA, 1137 nt
Organism: Miscanthus lutarioriparius
Lineage: Eukaryota; Viridiplantae; Streptophyta; Magnoliopsida; Poales; Poaceae
Source: the annotation of a GenBank genome assembly
AUGGAACUUUGCUGGCAGAAGUUGAAGGACCUGUUUGAGUUUCCUGCUGGAUUUGAUGAAGAGGUUACAAAGGAGAGGGCAUUCUUUAUCAUGGGCAACUCAUUCAAGUAUUUUAGAAGUCGUAUGAGGAGGAAUGCCAAAAAAGAAUUAGAGAUGCAACGUCUGAUGGAGGCUGUUCGACAUGAAAUGAAAGAAAACAAUCAACAUUUUCUUCAAGAGCUUGAGGAGAUAAUGAAGAACUGUCCUUGGGCACAAGAUGAUGAUGCUGUGGUCGGGGUCAUCAGCCCAGACCGGGUGACCAUUGAUGCAGUAACUAAGACCAGGUAUCGUGCAGUUGAGUUAGAUCACCCAGAGGAUGAGGAUAUGAAGACACUGGGGGAGAACUUGGGUUGCCAAGUUUUUUUUGGCUCAAGCGCUACAUGUCCUUUGGCUCGGAUUCCAAAUCCGACGAUGAUAUGGAUGAUGAAGACUCGGAAGACAUGCACCAAUACAGGGGACCAAUUCAAGGCAUUGUCUAAAUUUUACCAAAAGUUGGCCCUAGACAUUCAUAUCAUGAGCUUGUGGACCAUGAAGGAGGCAGACUUCUGCAGUGCGCAACAGAUUCAAAUAGGCUUCUUGAACCUAGUGGUAUGCAAUCACGGGACACUAAAGUACACUAGCACCAUAGAUGAAUUGGCAAAGAGCUUCCAUCUCAACAAAUCCCGUAGCAUACUUCUAUCCUACAACCGCGUCGGCGACCAUCAUGUCCUUCUUGACAUCAGUGUAGAGAGGACCACUGUCAACGAUUACGACUCUCGAGGGAGCCAACUAGAGAACAUCCAUCCCUUCAUUGAGGCGCUGAACAAGGCCUACGAGAAGUUCAAGUCAAGGUCCAAGAAACAUCGUGAGGUUGGCAGAUCUAGGUUUCAAGUAGUAUCGGUUGGUUCGAUCCAAAUGCAGCCUGCGGGCAAUGAUCUCUGCGGGUUCUAUGUCAUGCAUUACAUGUGCAGCCUCAUAAAUGCUUUCUCCGGCUCACAGACUGAAGUGUCAUCUACACCAGAGCUGACUGAUUUGGAGAUAUUUGGGUUCCAAGAAGAUCUUUCCGGUUUCAUUUUAGACAAAGUCGUGAACCCCAAAGGAGUCCAUCACCUUCUCUAA